UCGGCACCGGGGAUAUACCGGCACGGGGGGUGCACAGGCAGCGCGGGCUUUACCGGGCACCGGGGUUAGAGCAGCACCGGGAAUGUACCGGCGAUGGGGAGAGAGGUACCAGUACGUGAGGUGUACCCCGGCGUGGAGGCUGUACCGACACCAGGGGCUGUGCUGACACUGGGCAUGUACUGGGGAGGUACCAGUAAAUGGGGUGGACCAGCACUGGAAACCUGCUCCUGAAUGGAGCUGAGACCUGACCAGCAUCAUCAGGAGGAGCCUCCGUGGGCACAUCCCUCACCCUGUGCCCUGCACCGCCAGGCCAUGAAGACAGAGAAGGACGAGGCUGUGCCCACCUUCUCCCUGAGGGGUAAAUACGGUGGAGAGGGGACAGGCUGCAGCGAGGUGGCUCUGCCCGGUGCCCCGAUGUUGAUGGCCGGAGGGACCCCAGCCCAGGACCUGCGGCCCUUGAAGCGCAGACCUGUCCCAGGGAAGCACUACCAGUGCUCGAGCUACGGCUGCAAACUGGCCUUCCCCAGCAUGCAGGAGCUGAUGGACCACCUGAAGGUCCACUACAGACCCACACAGUCCCUCGAGGGCAAAACCUUCCACUGUCCCACGCUGGGCUGCACCGAGACCUUCCCCAGCAUGCAGGACCUCAUGGCCCACAUGAAGGUGCACUACAAGCCAAACCGCUACUUCAAGUGUGAGAACUGCCUGCUGCGCUUCCGGACACACCGCUCCCUCUUCAAGCACCUGCACGUCUGCUCCGACAGCGCCAGCAGCCCCGCACCGCCCCCCAGAGCCGACAAGCCCCUCCUGCCUCCUGCUACCUCCGCCGUGGACAAGGAGCCCCCGGCCAAGCCGCACACCGAGGGGCUCCCCAAGCUCCCGAGUGCUCUCCCACGGCCCCUGGAGAAGGAAGCCCUCCUGCCCGGCGCGGACUCUGCCGCGGCGCCGGCCGCGCUGCCCACCAGCCUGCCCGAGCUGCCCGGCUCGCUCGAGGCGCUGCCGCUGGUGCCGCCGGCCCCGCACCCCUUCCCGCUGCUGGAGCCCGGCCUUUUCGGCCCUUCGUCCUUGACUCGGUUCUCGGGGCCACCCCCGUCCUCGAUGCCGGGGCCGUUCCUGUCCUACGUGCCCCCCUCGCCCUACGCGCUGCCCCAGCCCCCGGCGCAGCACCGCCUGCGGCCCUUCCUGCCGGGCCACGGCCCCGCCGUGUCCAACGCCGUCUGGAAGAAAAGCCAAGGUGUGAGUGUCAGCCCACUCCUCCCAUGCUUUGGCUCAGGAGUGACUCCAGGGCACUCCUCCAACAGCCGCAUCGUGUGGGAGCACACGCGGGGCCGCUACUCCUGCACCCAGUGCCCCUUCUCGGCCGCCUCCCGCGAGGAGAUGACCCUGCACAUCGAGGACCACCGCAAGAACCCCCCGCCCGGGCGCCUGGACGCCGAGAUGGAUUUCGGGGUGGGUCUCGCCUCCUUCCACGCCAAGAUGACGCCGGAGAUGGAGAACUCCCUGUACUCCCAGCUCUGA
Lepidothrix coronata (blue-crowned manakin) is the source of this 1518-nucleotide messenger RNA. It is a transcript of the gene ZNF414, whose product is annotated as zinc finger protein 414. NCBI's taxonomy places the organism in Eukaryota, Metazoa, Chordata, Aves, Passeriformes, Pipridae. The record is from RefSeq and is a predicted model, not a curated record. Bases 232 to 1518 code for a protein of 428 amino acids. The transcript has 9 exons.